UCGGAAUUAUAUCUGUUUCCGUUUCGAAAUCGUAAUCAAUUGAAUUUACCUUUUUUCUUUCCAUGCAUUCCAAUGGUCAUUUCAAUUGCUUCAAGUCAUCUGGUCACUUUCUCAAGAUGAUGAUGAGGAUGAGGAUGAGGAUGAUAACAAAUAUAACAGAAAAAGAUAAAGUGACAAUGAAUAUAUAAAAAUAAUCGAGUGAGAAUCAACUAGGAAUCAUCAUGAUCAUCAGACAUCAUUGUUCAAUGUUCAAUGAGUACCAAUGAAUAAUAUCAAGGGAAUUCUGAUUUUGACCUUAAUUGUUGUUUUACUAAAUCAUGAGAACGCUUCUUAAUCAAGUCGAAACUUUUUAAUUUGUUGUUCCUGAGAAAAUUCAAUUUUAAAUAUUGACUCAUAAUCAAAGGAAAACAAAACAAAUUAGUAAAUUGUGUUAAUCAACUUUGAAAUUUUCCUGCGGUUCUUGGAGGAAUAUUAACUUUUACACUCUACUAAUUGGAUUCCAAGUUAUUCCAGAGAAGAUUAUCUGAUUAGUAUUGUUUCAUUUGAUUUUAUUUGAUUAAUUGUUCGAUUACAAUCUAAUCAUGAGUAAUUUAAUCAAAUCCGAUGAGAUUAAUCAUAAAUCAUUGGCUAAUUUAGCUCCGUUUGUUUCAUCGUUACCCGCUUUCUCAUUUCUACUAAAUUCAAAUGGUUCCUCAUCUUUGGCAACAGCAACAAAUCAAAGUGAUUGUAACAAUUUAAUUGUUAACAGUUCUUCGUCGACAAUUAAUCUAUUUCCAUCAUCUUCACCAUCGACAACCACAAACGGUAUCAAUCAAUUGGGAGGAACCUUUUCAAAUGGGAAACCUUUACCUUUCCAUAUACGAUUACGAAUAUUGGAAUUAGCGGUUUGUGGUUAUCGACCUUGCGAUAUAUCCCGACAAUUACUGGUCUCCCAUGGAUGUGUGUCCAAGAUACUGGCCAAAUUUGCUGAAACGGGGUCAAUUAUGCCUGGAGCAAUAGGUGGAAGUAAACCUCGUGUGUCCACUCCAUUGGUCAAGAGGAAGAUUAAGGAAUAUAAGGAAUCCAAUAGUUCAUUGUUUGCAUGGGAAAUUAGGGAUAAAUUGUUGGAGGAAAAAAUUUGCUCCAAAGAAUCGUUACCAAGCAUCUCAUCAAUUAAUCGGAUUCUCCGUCAAUCUUAUGGUAAACAUAAACCGAGUAAAGUUAAUUGUGAUCCAAUUGUCCGGUCGCUUUCCUCAUGCACUGGACAAUCAACUCCUAGAAAUCUUCAUAGUCUUAAUCAUCAACAUCAUCGUGUCUCAAUUUAUCAAUCUCAUUCCUCUUCUAAUCAACUUAAUCCUCAAGUUUCACCGAAAAUUGAUCCGAUUAAUUGUUCAAAAUUAAACUCAUCUUCACCUUCAUUUUUAAUUAGAGAUAUUUUGGGUUCAAUUAAAUAAAUUGUUUUCUUCAAUAA
This is a messenger RNA of Panonychus citri (citrus red mite), 1450 nucleotides long. Its product is annotated as paired box protein 1 homolog. Gene Ontology annotation, biological process: regulation of transcription by RNA polymerase II; anatomical structure development. The record is from RefSeq and is a predicted model, not a curated record. Lineage: Eukaryota; Metazoa; Arthropoda; Arachnida; Trombidiformes; Tetranychidae. Gene Ontology annotation, molecular function: RNA polymerase II cis-regulatory region sequence-specific DNA binding; DNA-binding transcription factor activity, RNA polymerase II-specific. The transcript has 2 exons. Bases 582 to 1433 code for a protein of 283 amino acids.